AUGGCCGAGUCAGCCCCAGAUACAGACCCCUUCGCCACCCUCCGCUCACUCGUGCGCCCCGACGACAUCAUCUCCCCCGACUCUCCCGAGUACCGCCCAAGCGCGCAAACAUGGGCGGCCCAGAAGCAAGAGAAUCCCGGCCUGGUGAUCAGACCGGCCUCGAUCGAGGCGUUGAGCAAGGUCAUCGCCCACCUGUACACCACGAAGCUGGACUUUGCCAUCUACGGACAGGGGUUCAGCUCCGCCUCGGCCAGAGACGUCCUAGUCAACACCUCCGCCUUUGACGACUUCUCCUUUGACCCCCAGGCCGAAACGAUCACCAUUGGUGCCGGACAGGCAUGGUCCGAGGUUUACCGCAAGCUCGAGGAGGUGGCGCCUGAAUACGGAGUGGUCGGGGCGCGCACGCCCUGUGUUGGGGUGGCCGGCACCAUCCUCAGCGGGGGGUACUCGUGGCUUUCGAGCGAGUACGGGUGCAUCUCCGACCCGGCGAACAUGCUCGACGCAAAGGUCGUCAAGUUCGACGGCUCGGUCGUAUGGGCGUCCACAGAGCCCGAGUUGCUGUGGGCACUCCGGGGUGGAGGCGGUGGCUUUGGUGUGCUGGUCCAGGUCAAACUCCGAGUGUUCCGCUACCCACAAGACAUCUGGGCUGGUCCGAUCCUCCUCCCCCGUGAAGCGCUGGAACAAGUUGCAAAGGGCAUUGAAAGCUUUCUUGCGGGACCGGUUGACCCCAAAAUCACCAUGUUUCUGUACGUGGUAACUGGGCGGCUGCUUGAAUCGAUCGGGAGCGACUCGGAUAUGUUAGUGGUCCAUGCAUUCGACGCCAACGGGGAAGAGCAUGGGCGGGAAAGCUUCGCAUGGGCGUUGGAUAUCCCUGGUGCGGUUGAUCAGACAAAGCUCAAGACGCUCGCUGGCGUGGCUGCUCUACAAAACAAGGCGGGGACCGUCAAGGGCACCAUGAAGCAGUUUUGGCAGCCGCUCAUGCUAAGCGACAUCUCGCAAGAGACGGUGAUCAAAGCGGUCCAGUGGUUCGAAGAGAUCAAGGACGUUGAUCCCUCGUUCGGCGAGUGCACCUAUCUGAUCUUCGAGUUAUUGAGCUCGGUAGGUGUUAUCCAGCAGUUCCAGCAAGUCUCAGAUACUAAACGUCCGUCUUUGCAAAAACAGCGCGAUCAAGCUGGUGGCGCCGCGAGCUCAGCGUGGCCACGACAAGAUGGGCUCAAGCAUAUUCUGCUUCUCGGCACCGGGUGUCCCUCGGACGCCGGGCCAUACAAGGAGAAGCUGGCUCGGGAUCUGGCAAUCGAGGCUCCCUCACGGGUCCUGGGGGAUAAUGCAAGAUUCCAAGUCCUGCCGAAUGGGCUUGAGGAGUAUCAUGAUCGGAGAGAGGUCUGGGGGGCUCAUUACGAGAAGCUGCAGAGUCUGCGGGCGCGGUUUGAUCCCAGUGGGAGAUUCAAGGGGGCUAUCGGGGCAUGA
This is a messenger RNA of Aspergillus mulundensis, 1467 nucleotides long. Its product is annotated as FAD-binding oxidoreductase. The transcript is spliced from 5 exons. The record is from RefSeq and is a predicted model, not a curated record. NCBI's taxonomy places the organism in Eukaryota, Fungi, Ascomycota, Eurotiomycetes, Eurotiales, Aspergillaceae. Bases 1 to 1467 code for a protein of 488 amino acids. Gene Ontology annotation, molecular function: FAD binding.